Molecule: messenger RNA, 5888 nt
Organism: Lates calcarifer (barramundi perch)
Lineage: Eukaryota; Metazoa; Chordata; Actinopteri; Centropomidae
Gene: dclk2a
Product: doublecortin-like kinase 2a
Exons: 17
Coding region: 504-3458 (984 amino acids)
Biological process (GO): intracellular signal transduction; protein phosphorylation
Cellular component (GO): microtubule cytoskeleton
Molecular function (GO): ATP binding; protein kinase activity
Source: RefSeq, a predicted model, not a curated record
AGAGAAAGGAUGUGAAGGGGAGAAGGAGGCGGUUUGUGGAUUGUGGUGCGGUACGCCGAAGUUUUGUAAAAAUUCCUUGGUUGUUUGUAAGCCAACGGACAAGUCCACUGCGAUGUCUGUCAAUCACAGCCGCUCACUAUUCGACACAUUUUCAACCGGAUAAUCCCGAGUUGGCGUUCUGGAUUAUUGCUCCUGCUGUGUUUUUGUAGGUAGAGAAAUCAAUUCAUCGGUUUAGCCAAGACUGGAUUCGGUUUCUGCGGACUUCGAGAUUAUUUCUCGACUUUUCUCUCUCGUUUGGAAGCCGUGUUUCAGCGUUCAGACUUGUCACAGGCAGAAGUUGCAGUUCCAAGUGGUUGCACUGUUUGUGGACUGGGAGCGGAGACCGGAGACGCACACGUGUAUCCUCCCUCCUCCGGCUGCUCACACAUUAGCGAUCUUUGGAUAAAAAGUUGUUUAUCUGUUUGGGAUCUCGUUCAAAACAGGAAGGGGAAGUGACAGAUAACAUGUCGCUCAGCAGAAGUAUUGAAUUCGAACACUUUGAGGAACGAGAGAAGCCGCACCGGACACCGAGGACCAACUCAGGCUCCGGGUCCCAAUCUGGCUCCAGAGGCAACGGUCUGGUCCCCAGCCCGGCGCAUAGUGCGCACUGCAGUUUCUACCGCACGCGCACUCUCCAGUCCCUAACGUCCGAGAAAAAAGCUAGGAAAGUGCGUUUUUAUCGCAAUGGAGACAAAUAUUUUAAAGGUUUGGUGUAUGCCGUUUCCAACGACCGGUUCAGGUCCCUGGAUGCUCUGCUCAUGGAGCUCACACGGUCCCUGUCGGACAACGUCAACCUCCCUCAAGGAGUCCGAACGUUAUACACGUUGGAUGGAGGCAAGAAGAUCACCAGUCUGGAUGACUUAGUGGAGGGUGAGAGUUACGUGUGUGCCUCCAACGAAUCCUUCCGACGCGUGGACUACAGCAAGAAUGUCAACCCCAACUGGUCAGUGGGCAGCAAGACCGGCACAUCACGCUCCCUCACCUCUCUCAUCCCGCUGAAGAGUGAAUUGCAGCGUGAAUCCAAGGACUUCAUCAAACCGAAGCUUGUCACAGUCAUCCGCAGCGGCGUCAAACCCCGCAAGGCAGUUCGCAUACUGCUCAAUAAGAAGACAGCACACUCCUUUGAGCAGGUGCUCACGGACAUCACGGAUGCUAUCAAGUUGGACUCUGGAGCUGUCAGGAGAUUGUACACUUUGGAGGGCAAGCAGAUUACCUGCCUGCAGGACUUCUUUGGAGAUGAUGAUGUGUUUAUAGCCUGCGGCCCAGAGAAAUACCGCUAUGCCCAGGACGACUUUGUGUUGGAUCACAGUGGUAAGGCUUCCACAGCCUUUAUGACUGAAUGCAGAGUGCUGAAGUCAUCAUACAGCCGUUCUGCUACCCCCAACCGGACAGCUAAGAGCCCUGGACCUUCACGACGCAGCAAGUCCCCUGGUGCAGCAAGGCGACCUGUCCACUACUCCACCAGUCAGUCUCCAAUCAAAUCCCCAGUAAAUGGUGUCUCAAGUAGUCAGAUCUCAACUCCAAAGUCCACCAAGUCCUCCACUCCAUCUCCCACCAGCCCCCGGACCACCCCCAGUCUUAAGAUACCUCCAUCACAUCACAUCUCCUCCCCAAAUGUAAAUGGCUCAUUGAACAACCACCAAGAGCAAAGCAAUCGACUGAGUCCAGAGGUUAAUGGCAACCGCUACCUGCCUGCCACCACCAUUUUGGAAAAAUACAAAGUCGGGAAGGUCAUCGGAGAUGGCAACUUCGCUGUGGUCAAAGACUGUAUGGAGAGGUCCACAGGAAAAGAGUUUGCACUGAAGAUCAUCGACAAAGCCAAGUGCAGUGGAAAGGAACACCUCAUCGAAAAUGAGGUGGCAGUGCUGCGGAAGGUGAAACACCCCAACAUCAUCAUGCUGAUUGAGGAGGUGGACACUCCCUCUGAACUCUACCUGGUUAUGGAGCUUGUCAAGGGAGGGGAUUUGUUUGAUGCCAUCACCUCCUCUGCCAAAUACACAGAGAGAGACGCCAGCAUCAUGGUCUACAACCUUGCGGGAGCUCUGAAGUACCUGCACAGCAUGAACAUCGUCCACAGAGAUAUUAAGCCAGAGAACCUGCUGGUGUUUGAGUACCCAGAUGGCACCAAGUCACUGAAGCUUGGGGACUUUGGCCUGGCCACAGUAGUCGAGGGACCCCUGUAUACCGUAUGUGGCACUCCUACAUAUGUGGCUCCAGAAAUCAUCGCAGAGUCAGGCUAUGGUCUGAAGGUGGAUAUCUGGGCUGCAGGUGUCAUCACCUACAUCCUCCUGUGUGGCUUUCCACCAUUUAGAAGUGAGAGUAACUUGCAAGAGGACCUGUUUGAUCAGAUACUUUUGGGGCGACUGGACUUUCCCAGUCCUUACUGGGACAACAUCACCGACUCAGCUAAGGAGCUGAUUGGAAAGAUGCUGCAGGUCAAUGUUGAGGCUCGAUACACAGCACAAGAUGUCCUCUCCCACCCAUGGGUCACGGACGAUGCAGUCAUAGAGAACAAUAUGAAGAUGGAGGUGACAGGUAAACUAAAGACGCACUUUAACACUGCGCCAAAGCACAACAACACCACAGCUGGUGUGUCUGUCAUCAUGAACACAGCUCUAGAUAAGGAGACCUUACAACUCACCAUCCAUCGUUGUCCAGGCCCAGAAACUGUGCCGUGUUCAACUUUGUCAGCUUGCAAGAAAGUCCCAUCUGACCUUCCAAUCAAACCAGCCUCACCAACAAAGUCAGGACCAGCUUCUCCAACCAAACAAGCACCGUGCACCAAAGUACCAAAACCUGCCAAGCUGGCAUCACCCUCCAAGACUAUGGGGAUCGCUGUGCCUGAUGCUACAUCCACCUCCAAUUCUCAACCCCCGAGUGAAAAUGACCCGUUAACAGCUAACCUUCACUUCCCUCCCUAUACUCCUGUAAGUUCUCUUCAGUUCUCCCCUUCACCCUCCGUUGAAACUUUCCCCAUCACCUCUUUGCCAGUUUCAUCCCCUCCUGAAAUAAGAACAUCACCUACAUCACCCUCUGCUGCUCCAGAGGUUCACACACCCUCUGGCCCUCCUGGUCUUUUCACCUGCACAACUCCCUCUACACCUGUCUCCUGUCCUUCCCCAUCAUCUCCAACCAAACCAGCUGCUCUUUCUCCUUCUUCUCCCACCAAAGAAGCAACACCCCAGUCUUCGUCUCCCUCAAAACAAGCUUCCCCCUCCCCUAUCUCCCCCAUCAAACCUGUUGUAUUUUUCCCUCUCGCUUCCCCAACCAAACAAGAACCUUCCUCCCCAUCUCCCAUCCAUCCAACCCUGUUUCCUUCUCCACCUUCUACACCUCCCAGAUCCACAACCCCGCCCUCUCCAGCUGACCCUCCCUCUCCCAGCUGUCUUCCUGCUGAAGAGCUUACAGAGAAGGUUUAAUAGUCUGGGCUCAUUUCACCCCCCAACUCCCCAUCUUUCCAUUAUAUAUCAUUAGACAUGGGAUGAGAAGAGUAAACAUCCACCCUGAGUAUUUCCAGUAGCUGUAAACUGAGCCAGUGACUGCUGUGUCCACAUUGUUUCUCUCAUUCUUAUCCCAUUCAUUUUUUUUUUAGAUGGAGGAUACAAGGCAUUUUCUAAGAGUUUGUUGAUUGUAUAUAUAGGUUUGUAUUUAUUAAUGAAGGUAAUGGAGAAAGGGAAUGAAUUGAAUAUCACUGUUCUGAGUGGUUGUCUUUGGAAGUCAUGCAUUACAGUAUCACAUUAAUGUGAAUUCUUUCCUUUAUUUAUUAUCCCAUUUUGACUGCCUGUGGCUCUUUUGUAAAUAGAUCUUCAUUACACACAAACAUCCCAAUGUAACAUCCUUUUGCUUUAGCAGAGAGACAGUAUGUCCAUAAUACAACUAUUUCAGCAUAACAGAUGUCUGAACUUGCUAGCCUAGCUACCUGUAGUGUUAUAUCUCACUAAGCUAACUAUAACCACUCUCAGUAUUUUCUCUGGCAACAGUCAUCCUGAUGAUAACCACAGAUCUACACACGUGAAGUGCUACUACACAAUAUAAUGUACAGGGAGUGGACAAAAUAAAGGUAAUACCUGCCAAAGUAUCAAGAAGCAAAUAACAAGUAAGGCAGUGCUUUGCCUCUUUAGCUCCACUUGGAACUGUUCAUAUUUAAAUUUAAAACAAACAAAAGAUCAUUUUCUGUUCCCAUCUCUUUUGCUUUGUGACCCUCAGAAAGUCUGUGCAUUUUGAUAAUUUUGACCAAAUAUUCAGAUUGUUUUAUUUAAAUACUUUUAGGGGCCUGGAUAUAUAAAAUGUCCAUUAGCUCAAAAGCAAAAACGGAAAAAAAAAAUUGAGAAAUUAAACACAACUACAUGUAGCAGGAAUUGGUUUUAUCUGCUUCCUAUCGUGGUAAUUAUUUCCCAAAUUUCAGAUUUAUCUUGUGACCCUUUAAGGGAGCACUGACCCCCUGGUUGGGAACCACUGCUCUUGUGGUAUCAAGCCAUGCCGAUAGCUUUAGGUUCAUUUGCAGACUUUUAUGAGAUAUCAUUAAGAAUUUUAUUUGUGGUGUUCACAGUGUGUCAAUCCAGAAACAUUAUCCCCAAAACUCUGAACAGUUCACAGAAAAUGAAUAUAUACCAGAAGUAUUUUGCACUUAAGAUAUAGCUCCUGUGUAAGCGAUGUCUGUGAAUUAUCCAGAGUAACUGCCUGGAACAUUGUUUCUGUGAGAUGUGGAUGUUUAAUAUUUUACUUUUUAACGCUCUGAGCACCACAAACAAAAUUCCACACAGCGUCAUGGUAUCAAGGCAGACAGAGAAAUUUCAUAACCAUGUCAAAUAAAACCAAUAUAAUUCAUAAAAGUCCAUCUGGUAGAUAAUUUUGUCCACCCCCUGUAACUGACACUGGCACAUUCAUUCACACACUGACUGUAUGUAUUGUUUGGUGUGAACUAGUUGUACAUAGUGUGAAGAACCUUAGCUGUCCACCUGAAACUUGAAGGUUUGUUUUUGCCUGUGUGUGUCUGAGCAGUUAUGAUCCUCAGUGUCAUAACUGCAGUAUAUAACAUUAAACACUGUAGAUCCAACAGACAUGAAACCAAACUGUAGGCCUGUUUCUCAAGAACUGUACAUUUCAAAGCUGAACUGCUUAGAACUACUUUAGAAGUACUCAAACAAGAUGCACAUUCUGGUUUUAGUUGAGUGCCAGUUAAGAUAAUUCCCAAUGACAAUGCUUUGCCAUUGGCUGCAUGAAACUAACAGUGUUCCUUCAAAAUAUUCAGUCAGUGGUUUUGGAUAUGUUGGAUUUACACAGUAAGAAUGAAUGUGUUGUCAAGGUAACAGGUUUGUGCCUCACCACUGGGUAACAGCUCAUAGCUUGACGAUGCCUUUAUCAAAACCAGCUUGGCUAAGAAAAGGGAUCCCAAAUCGUGCAUCCUAAAUUAAUUUAUAAGUGAUUUGUUUUGUCCUUGUUUGUACCUGUUUUAGACUCCACAGCAUUUAUCCCAGCUGGUGUUAGUAGGGCUAAAUCCUCCUGUGGCUCAACAUGCCUCGUUACCUCUUCAGGACGCUCAGCUGCAUGAAUACUCCUUUCCCAUUUUCACCACCUCCCUGUAAGACAAAGCCUGUCACACGUACACACAGUCAAAUUGGUCAUUUAGCUCCUCUUAUGUAUAUGUAGUUAGAGUUUCAUAUGCUUUGUCAUAGCAGUUUGUAAAGGGAAAUUUGUAUGAAAAGACAGUUUUAAAACAGGUAGAUCAACUGUGUCAAACUGGAGUAAUGGUUUUUAUUAGGCAUAGAGUGGCUGCUUUUAAUGUCCCACUAUUUUGAAACAGCAGAGAGCAAAAAAUAAAAAUGCAAUAAAGACUUGAAACAAAUGCA